Entelurus aequoreus (snake pipefish) is the source of this 2238-nucleotide messenger RNA. Its product is annotated as PRKCA-binding protein-like. The record is from RefSeq and is a predicted model, not a curated record. Gene Ontology annotation, biological process: regulation of Arp2/3 complex-mediated actin nucleation; intracellular protein transport; dendritic spine maintenance. NCBI's taxonomy places the organism in Eukaryota, Metazoa, Chordata, Actinopteri, Syngnathiformes, Syngnathidae. Gene Ontology annotation, molecular function: phospholipid binding; protein kinase C binding; protein domain specific binding. The transcript is spliced from 13 exons. Gene Ontology annotation, cellular component: trans-Golgi network membrane; postsynaptic early endosome; synaptic vesicle. Bases 178 to 1419 code for a protein of 413 amino acids.
UGACAUCAGUAAGUAAACAGUACCCCUGUCAUUGGAAAGCGAUUUAUGUUUUGAAGCAAACUAAGAAUUCAAGGAGCGAGGUAUAGUCAAGUGUGUAUUACGGGGGAUGGUGCGUCGCUUGGCGUUCGAGCAGCUGCCGUUCUUCCCGAUAAAAGGUGUUCCCAGCACAGGGGUGCUAUGUUCACAGACAUGGAAUUUGAAUUGGAAGAGGAUAAAUUAGGGAUACCUACAGUACCUGGGACGGUCUGUCUGAAAAAAGACGCAAACAACCUAAUUGGAAUCAGCAUCGGUGGCGGUGCUCAAUACUGUCCCUGUCUCUACAUUGUCCAGGUGUUUGACAACACGCCCGCAGCCUUGGAUAAGACGCUUGCAGCAGGUGAUGAAAUCACAGGCGUCAAUGGCAAACCAGUCAAGGGGAAGACAAAAGUGGAAGUGGCCAAGAUGAUUCAAGCUGUACAGUCCGAAGCAGUAAUCCACUACAACAAAUUGCAAGCAGACCCAAAACAGGGAAAGUCCCUGGACAUAGUGCUGAAAAAAGUGAAACAUCGGCUGGUGGAAAAUUUGAGCUCUGGCACCGCAGACGCCCUGGGACUCAGUCGAGCUAUUUUAUGCAACGAUGGACUUGUUAAAAGACUGGAAGAAUUGGAGAAAACAGCAGAACUUUACAAAGGCCUGAUGGAGCACACCAAGCGACUGCUCAGAGCCUUUUUUGAGCUCUCACAAACGCACAGAGCGUUUGGAGAUGUUUUUUCUGUCAUCGGAGUGCGAGAGCCCCAAACCGCUGCCAGCGAGGCCUUUGUGAAGUUUGCCGACGCUCAUCGCAACAUCGAGAAAUACGGCAUUCAGUUGCUGAAGACCAUCAAGCCUAUGCUUCAUGAUUUGAACACCUACCUUCACAAGGCCAUACCCGACACCAAGCUCACCAUUCGCAAGUACCUGGAUGUGAAGUUUGAAUAUUUGUCGUACUGCCUAAAGGUGAAAGAAAUGGACGAUGAAGAAUACAGCAGCAUUGCCAUGGGAGAACCUCUGUAUCGCGUCUGCACUGGAAACUAUGAGUACCGCCUGGUGCUGCGCUGUCGGCAGGAGGCUCGGGCGCGUUUUGCCAAGAUGAGGAAAGAUGUUCUGGAAAAGAUCGAGCUACUGGACCAGAAGCACGUCCAGGACAUAGUCUUCCAGCUGCAGCGCUUCGUGUCAGGCAUGUCCCGCUACUACGACGAGUGCUACGCCGUGCUGAAGGAGGCCGACGUGUUCCCCAUCGAGGUGGACCUCUCCCGCACCACCAUCAACUACAGCAGCCAGUCCUUGGCCUACACUGACGAGGACGAGGGCGAGGACAGUGGGGGAGGAGCCGAGGAAGGAGGAAGCGGCGAAGGCGUCCGGGCAGAGAACGGAGACGAGAAACUGAUCGAUGACGACUGAGUCACGUGACGUGUGUGUGGCGCCACCACUCUCAUGUUUACUCUUAACGUUGUCCGGGUGGGACGAUCAUGUUUGAAUGAAGACUACUGAAAUGCUGCUUUAGGACCUCUUGAUGUUUAUUUUAAAAAUAGUUUUUCCCCACCUGAUCAGGUUGAUGAUAAAUGACUAUGAUGGAAACAGCAAAUGUUUUUGCUUACGAAGCGCAUGUGAUUUGUGCCUUCUAAUUUUAAGUCAGGAGUGGGCUGUGGUUCUCAAACUUUGUUCACCAAGUAGCACCUCAGAAGCUCUCCAAGCACCACCAUGAUGACCAACAGUAGCAUAGUAGGCUUAAGUAUUCAUCCAAAACAUGGCAGAGGUUUUAUUAAACAAGUAUAUGUAAUAUAUUUGGCGGCUGUAACAUCACAGUUUGAACAGUAACACUGUGUUUGAAUAUUUAAUGAAGUGAUUAUUUGGCGUACCACUGGACACAGUUUGAGAAUCACUGCUAAAGAUUUGUGCUACAUGUUUGUUUGUUGGGGCAGUGAGGGAUGGUGCUGCAGCUACAUGUUUGUUUGUUGGGGCAGUGAGGGAUGGUGCUGCAGCUACAUGUUUGUUGGGGCAGUGAGGGAUGGUGCUGCAGCUACAUGUUUGUUUGUUGGGGCAGUGAGGGAUGGUGCUGCAGCUACAUGUUUGUUUGUUGGGGCAGUGAGGGAUGGUGCUGCAGCUACAUGUUUGUUUGUUGGGGCAGUGAGGGAUGGUGCUGCAGCUACAUGUUUGUUUGUUGGGGCAGUGAGGGAUGGUGCUGCAGCUACAUGUUUGUUUGUUGGGGCAGUGAGGGAU